Messenger RNA from Paramecium octaurelia, 276 nucleotides. The record is from the annotation of a GenBank genome assembly. Lineage: Eukaryota; Ciliophora; Oligohymenophorea; Peniculida; Parameciidae.
GCCACUCUUCAAUUAAUGAUAUAAGUAAAGGGUUAUAAUAGUGAAGAUAGCUUAUUAUUGCUCUUUCUAAAUUUGCAGUAUCACAUCAAUCAUAUCUAAGGAAUUCUAACAAAAAAUGUUAAGAAGUUUAUGACUUCUUUUGUCAAUUCAUUUCGACUGUUACUCAAAGGAAAUCAAGAAACCUGCUAUAUUACAAUCAUUUUGAGCCCUGCGGAAUUAGUUAAAGCAACAUCUGAUUAAUUUCGUUUUACCUUAAAUUAAGAAAAUACAUUUAUG